Molecule: messenger RNA, 7669 nt
Organism: Nymphalis io (European peacock)
Lineage: Eukaryota; Metazoa; Arthropoda; Insecta; Lepidoptera; Nymphalidae
Gene: wge
Product: protein winged eye
Exons: 15
Coding region: 710-5557 (1615 amino acids)
Molecular function (GO): chromatin binding
Source: RefSeq, a predicted model, not a curated record
CGCGACCGCGUGCGUUCAGCUUGUGAUAAAAUAAUGUGCUCAGUUAAAAAUGUACUUUGCAAACUAACAAAAAUAAGUGAUUAUAAUACUUUAAAGUCCGAUCAAAAAAGUAGACUAUUAUGUUUGACAUAUGUUUUUAACUGUAUAAUUUAGUGUGUUAAAUUAAAAAAAACGGUGUUUACUAUAACACUACAUAUACUCAUGAUAAAGCAUUUUAAUUUAAAUAACUGAUUAACUUGUGGUGUGUGAGAAUCUGUAAGGGAGACAACGGUCUUCUAAUAUCCGAAUCGGUUGUUAUCGAUUUUUGACGUCAGUUGCCCGGAACAGCUGUUUUGAGGAUGCGGAUGGAAUCUACUAGAAUUUGGAUCUAGCUUGUUUCAUAAACAUUAUAAUUGUAGAUAUAUCUGUGUGAUCAUAAUGAUCCAAUACGUACUAACAAAGGGAUUUAUAAAAAAAUAAGUGUUACGGGAUAUUAAAGUGCGGAUCUUAUGUGAAGUGCAAUUAAAUCAAAUUCACUUUAGUGGUUGUUAUAACUUAUUGAUUAACAUUAUAUAAAAAUAAUAAAAAUAAAUGAUCUAUUGUAUAACGAAGUAUCUGGAAAUAGACGAGUGCUUGUGAUAAAAAUAGUGUGCCUUUAAAUUGGAUUCUUAACGUGGAUGUGGAUUUAAAUCUGUUUAUAAGGUGGUGAGGUGGUUCAGCACGUGGGGCGAUGCUGGGCGGGGCGGCGGGGGGCGCCCGCUCCCGCCCGCCCACUGAUCUGCACCAAGGUGUCACGAGAUUUCCACUGUAUUCACUAUUUCCAAACCAAGGUGGCCGAUCUUCACAGAUACAUAAAGUAACAGAGAGUUUGUUCUCAACGUCUCUGUCGACUUUCGGUGUACCGACUCCGCCACCGAACUCGCCGUACUCACCGUUGCAGCUGGAACUGCUCAAUUGCGCGCAGCGGGUCCUCGUCACAGACAAGGAAUCCAGUAAAAUGGAGGAGGCUAAGUUAGGAAAGUGCUUAUCCGAACCGCUCUGCUGUCCUGACCAGCGACAAUUGCUCGAAGGUGUGGGCAUGAUGCAGCCCCUCACUAUCAAGACGGAGCAAGCUAAGCGAACCUGCAACACCUGUCUCACGAAUUCACCAAAAAAGGUCAUACACACGGACGGUGGUUGCAGUCGAACUAAUCCAGUGACCUGGCUAGGCGUGGCCGGUCAAAAUGUACAGGUCCAAGUUAAACGAGAACCACAACAUGUCCACGUGUCUGAACUAGUCGCAGUCAAGCUGGAACAGGCCUCGCCCGGGAACAAGCCGGACCAACCGCCGCCCGCCAUACCAUCUUCGUUGAACAAUGGUUCUAUACCCGUCGGGAUAGCGGUUGCUCGCCAGAGAGUAGGCGACACCGGUCUCUUUGCCGCACUUUCGCAGAAGGAUACUCAACGGCUACAUGAACUUGACGCAGCGCAGGCGGCCAUGACGGUGGGCGUGGCUAACGUGCUCUGCGACGACCGCUCCGCCCCAUUGGCGUGGCCUACGCCCGCUCCUGCACCCCCCGCUCCACUAUGGCAGUACCCCGCGCAAAUGUCAAUGGAGAGCAUGAUGGUGGGUGGUGUUGGCGGCGUAGGCGUGGGGUCAGUUGGUGGUGGCGUCUCGUCUGGCUUCCAGCUGGUCCGGGAGCCCACAUCGGGUGCUCUCCUGCUGUUACCAGCGCCACCAGACCUUCCUCACGCGGUAGUCUGGGGUGGGGUUCCUUAUCCGUCCGCUCCUUUACUACUUCCACCUGCCCCACACCCUUCACACCACCUUCAACUACUACCAGGAGAUCUUCUUGCCUCUACUGCUACCCUUCAACACACGCACACUCAUUCCACCCGGCUCGUCACUCUCGCUCCGGCUCCUCCGCCACAACAACAUCCUCAACAUUCAGUCGAUAAAAGGAAACCAAUUAUGCAACCCUUAAUUACACCACAUCAUACCCUCAUAAAAAUCGAACCAGAACCGCCUCAAGAAAAACCCCCUACAUUCGCCCCGGAACCUGUCCAGCAGCCAAUACUAACUACUCAAUUGUAUUAUCAACCUGAUUUUUCGGAACAAGCGUGUAGAAGUCAAGCGACUUCACCCGCGGCGCCACCCACAUCGCCAUCAGAGGCUCCAGAAGCUCCAGCGCACAGAGAUGCGUCAAAUCAAACAGAUCACAUUGAUGAUGAAGAUGAAUCGCCAAAUCAUGCUGAUGAAGAUGAGAGAGAGGUGGCUUGCGUUGGCGUUGCUCAUUUCCCCGAAGAGUCUAAUGGGAUGCAUAUGCAGUCUUUACCUCCUCUAGAUAGUGCAGAGGAAUCAUCUUCAGAAGGUCUUGCCGCUUCGAACGUAGUUGGUGCAGUAGAAAAAGCGAUUGAUGCCAUCGAAAGAGACGAGUCAAUAGACAACAACUCAAAUGGUGGAGGCACUCACGACUUAAUUAUAGACACAGCGAGGAGUUCGACUCCACUCCCCGUGCCACCGCAACCACCCGCAAGACCACCAGUCGACGUGAGUGGAUUGGAGCUUUUAUCAAAUAGUAUCGAACAAUUCGAACGAACUACCCCUGGAUGUAAUAUGCCUGCAUUAGAUUCUACGCCUUUAACUGUAGACACAAGAACGUCGACGAAAUUAAACAUUUUAAUAAAAACAUCUCCAAAAUCACCCCCCCGUAUUGAAGUGGAACCUCACAGAAGAUUCGAGUUCCCAGCUUCAGAACAAAAUACGGAACAGGCGAAACCCUCCUUCGACGGCCUCGGGUUGUUGUGUGCUUUAGCUGAGCAGAGGUUCAUGGAAGAGGUCGAAGAAAGUCCUCAAACACAUUUACCUUCAACAUCACGACCGUUCAUUAAAACGGAACCAUUAUUAAGUCCUACAGAAAAGGAUAUAGAAAGAACAAUUGACUCUAAGAAAGAAAAGCACAGGAAUAGAGAAGAUUCGAGUGAAGGAAGACGAAAAAGAAGUCGUGACAGAGAAGAUAGAUUACGUCAUAAAUUAGAAAAAAUGAGACGACACAAACGGGAACGAAAAGACGAUGAAGGGGAGGAAGGAGGUGAAUUAGAAGCUAGCUUACGUCGUGUUACGGCGUGUUCUUGCGGUUUGACUAGCUGUUCGCAUUCGUCCACAGUUCCCUCGGCUCAAGCUCUUGUAAAUGCUAUCGAAAAAGACAUGCGAGAACGUUUACAAGAUUUACAAAGACAAUGUGAUGAAAAACGAGCUCAGUUAAAUGCAUUGACUCCACCCUUACCUAUACUAUCAACUCCUCCCACGCCGAGCACUCCAGCUCUCUCACCAGACUCUGAUCGAGGGUCAUCUAAGAAGCGUAAAGUAGGACGACCGAGAAAAGUAUCUAGCCCUGAUUCUACUGAGACUAUUGUAGCUAAGAAACCGAAAUCCAAGAGCAGUCUAGUUGGCUUUUUACUAGCAAAAGGCAAAUUGAAAGGCAAUAUUUUAUAUUCAAAAGGUGAACCAUCCAGAGAGGACAUAAACAGGACCAGUAAAGUUAGACCCAAAUUAAAGGCUGAGCCUAUAGUGAAGAUGUAUUCAGAGGAGGAAGAACAUGACUGGGGCCUUAAUAGAUCAGCUAGUUCCUCAAUGGAGAGCCUAAAUGAGGUACGUCAGAAAAAUCGAGAAAAAGUGGAUCGCUUAGCGAGGAAGCAUUCAAGAGAUGAUCUUUCAGAAAUAGAAUUAGCUAUUCGACGUGCAAGCGCUUCCAGUGAUAGUGAUAAGGAAAAACGUCGUGCGAAAAAGAGACGAAAGAGUUCAAAGUCUAAGGAAAGAACAGAAGAAGAGGCAAAAGCGUCACCGACUGAACCGGUUGCACCGGCACAAGUGAUAUCUAGGUGUACAUUAACAGAGGAUAAAUUGGAUUUGUCACCUAGAGUGUUAACAGCGAGAGGAGGAUUGUUCUAUGCAGGCAAGCUGAGUGCCGUGCAAGCUCCGGAUGUCUACGCUAUAACGUUAGAUGGAGAAAGAGGGAACAAACCACACAUACUGUCUAGAGAGGAAACCCUAAAAGAUGCUGCACAACAUUUUCAGAUAAAUGCUACUCCAGAAUUGAUACUCGAAGUUAGUCCAGCAUCAGUCACGGACUUACCGUCUGGAACACGAGUGUGCGCGUACUGGUCUCAACAGUACCGCUGUCUGUACCCUGGGACGGUGGCUGUGUCUUCCCCGGAUCCACAUGAUGAUAAAUUUGUGGCUGUGGAGUUCGAUGAUGGAGAUUCGGGGAGAAUAGCGAUUGAAGAUAUCCGGUUCUUGGAGCCGAAUUAUCCUGUUGUUGAAUACGAAAACACAUUAUUCACACUUGGAAAGAGAAGGAGAAACACGAGUAUGACUGAGGAGAAGAAGUCAACCGCAUCUACCAGUAAUGAGGUCAAAGCUGACCUGCCACAACAACAACCGGCCCCACCACAAGCCGAGAAUGAUGAAGAAGACAGACACAGGGACCGAAAGAAACUUAAAAAGCUUCGCAAGGAGAAAAUGAGAAGACUAACUAGCGAAGAAGAUCCAUCUUCAAUGGAAUAUGUAAAAAAAAAGAAGAAGAAGCACAAGUGUUGCGAAGAACAUUGCAAGCACAGACGUCAUCAUAAGAAACAUCAUAGAAAACACAAGAAGAGACAUCAUUCUAUAUGCAAAGAUCAUUCAAGUUCAUCAGGCGAUGAUCACAGACUGAAAUCAUCUUCUGAUUACAUAGAUUCAAACAAAUCUAAUGAAGAUUCUGUAGAUUCGAAUGAUAGAUUAUCAACUUUGAUAGCAGUUGAGAAGUCUCCAGAAGAGAAAAUGAAGACAGUUAUUAAGAAAGCUGUGUUAUCAAAGAAGACUUUGGUUAAAAACGCUGUGCUAGAUUUUAGUAAUUUGGGCAAAAUUGCCUUGAAAAAAGACACGGGGGGAAAAGACAAUUUAAAAGACAGUGGAAUUGGAUUGGAGGAAGAAGGGCCAUCUACAUCUACGGCUGCUGCUACUAUUGAUGUAAAUAAAAAGAAGACGAAACGUCGAACAGUUUCUUUGACAUCCUCCGAUGGUGGUGGUGGCGGUGUGAGCAAGAUGGCAGCCUUCCUGCCUGGAGGCGCGCUAUGGCGGUGGCACGGACCCGCCUACAGGCGCACCGCGCGACCGCGACAUCGCAAGCUCUUCUACCGAGCCAUACAGCGCGGGGAAGAGAUCCUACACGUGGGUGAGGCAGCCGUAUUCUUGUCAACGGGUCGUGCAGACCGACCGUACAUCGGGCGUAUAGCGGCGCUGUGGGAAGCUCGCGGCGCGAUGGCCGUACGAGUGCACUGGUUCUACCACCCCGAGGAGACAGCAGGCUGUGAACGGCUACACUAUCCGGGUGGCCUAUUUGAAUCUCCACACACGGACGAGAACGACGUGCAGACUAUAUCGCACAAAUGCGAAGUGUUACCGCUGGAGCAGUACAAGGAACGCAUGAGUGACGACCCAGUUAAAUACAGCACCGUCUACGAUAACAACGACGUGUACUACCUCGCCGGCCACUACGACCCCACGCAACAGAAUCUACGAAUGGAAACAGAUAUACCGUUCGCUAAGACCUCUUAAUAGGGUAUGCAAGCCUAGUACUUUUAACCGAGUAAAACGGGAACUAUUCUUCCAGGCAAAACGGAGGAUGUUUUUGAUCGUUGUAUUUUUAAAUAUUAUAAUUAUUUUCAAAUUUUAUUUAUAUCAUGAGUUUUAGUGUGUUACACAGUAAGAAUUUUAUUAAUAAUAUCCCAUUAUCAUGUAUUGAAAUCGAUAUAUAAAUUUUAAAGAGAUGGGUGUAAGGUUAAAUUAACAAUAGCGAUUUAAUUAUAUUAAACAAGUUUAUCAAAAUCUCGAUGUUAGAAAGUAUACCAGUAGAUUUCUUUCCGAUCCACGAGAAUAUCGGACGUAGCUUUGGGAAUUACUUAUACAGGUCUUAAAGUACAAUGUAGAUUUUUGAGGCUCAAUACAUGUGACAAUUUUUCACUUCACGUCCCCGAGACGGUCCUUAUAACGUAGGUACGUGUUAAAGUUACCCCCUUGUUACGUUUUAGCGUAUCCAUUUUGGAAUGUUAUGUUUUUUCAUCUCGAUUAUAUACGGGCCGAGUUGGUGUGAGGUGAUGAAAAAUAUGGGAGUAGAGCGUUCGCGGUCGAUUGAGAAGCGACUGAUUCGGUGAUGAUAUAUAAUAAUCUCUCAGUGUAUAUAGUUGUAUCAUUAGUGUAUUUUUUUAUUUAUAUACUUAGUUCUUCAUAUAUAUUAUCUAUAAAAUGCAAUACUACUUCUGCUAGUCUUAUUUCAUUGCAACAAAACAUUGAUUAUAUUAGUCAAAUAUUCAAUAGUUUUGUUGAUAAAGUAAUUCAACGGAACGUAAAAAAAUUGUAUAAUUUUUUCUGAACUCGUUAUAAAUAUUAUUUGUUUCUUUUUAUUUUUUUUAUAUAUUUUGAUUGGUUAAAAUAUCAUGUUAUACCUUAUCUCGAAAUGGUGCUAGAUCCUUGAUACUAUUCGUAUAAUUUUGCAAUACUUUAUAAGAUUGUACAUAGAAUCGACUUAUAGAGAGGUGUUUCUAUAUAACAAUUAUAUAAAUUUAUUUCGAUGUCCGCUUGCUCCGGUUGCCAUUCAUUAUUAUUUACGAUACUGUACAUUUAAUACGACGUUUAAUUUCUACAGGGUAUGAUCGAGGCCCGCUUUUUAUCCUUUUUACUCAUAUGUAUAUGAAGGGACUGAAAGACAGGGAUAUAGCUAGGUCGACCAAGGAUAGGAACGUAGAUAGGUUUUUGUAUGUGGCCAAACAGUUUAUAGGAAAAUGAUGGAAAUUUUUCAGCCGUAUAAGUUUAGAUACUCAGGCCGUCAAUCAUGAUUAGCUGGAUGACGUAGCAGUCCCGAUUUUUGUUUAUUAUGAGUAAUUUUAAUAAUAUGAUUUAUAUAUUUAAGUGAUAAACAAUUUAUUGAAAAGUAUAUAGGUUUAGCGAUAGCCAUUUGUUUUUAAACUAAAUACAUUGUUUUUAUAAUAUAAAAUGCUUAACUAUCGCUGUUUCUUGCGUAGAUUUUUUUUAUAUUUUCGGGUCUUGAACGUGAAGGUACGAAUGAUAAUAAAAUGCAAUCAUUAAUUUUUUUUUUAUUAAUACAAUGUUAAAAAUAAUAUUUGAUUGCCGAUUUAUUAAAUCUAUUUCUUACGUCGUAGUUCGUUAUGAUAUAAGUUUACGUUUAAGUUCAUUCAUAAGUUUAGUAGAAUAAGGUAUUUUUUUUUAAUUUUAUAAAUAAAAUAUAUAUUAUUGGACCUUAAUCUUUAAAAAGUAUAUUGGAAACGAAAAAAAAAAAAAAAAUUAAACAAAAUUUCGAAUUUGGAAGAAUCAGAGUAUGUGGUAUUUUUAUAUAAUGAGGAAUUCAUGUUUUUUUUUUUAAUUUUAAAAAAGAUGUAUAAGAUAAGUACAAAUUCAUUGACGAGAGUCUUAACUCGGCCCACGAGUGUAUACUAACAUUUUGAUUUAAUUCAUCAAAAUCUAAACAGCCUUAUCGUGUACAGUAAUCACUUCGCCAUAAGACUGUAAUGAAUUUCUUGAAUUAUUCACAACCUUAGCGUGUAUUCGGAAGAGAAGGCCAUACAAAUAAUUAUUAGAUUUAAAGAGUAAUAAUAUAUCAGCAUUGAUAAUAUAAAGAUUAUAAAUACGCUUAAAUAAAAUAUUUUUGGCUGA